AAACAAAUCCCAUAAAAUUUGCAAUUCAUUUAACAGAUUUGAUGAGUCAUAAUAACAGACACGAUAAGGCUGAGAUCGUCAGCUGAUGUCAAUUUUCACCAAUUACACAUACCCCAACAAAGAAAUCAAGAAAUGGGAACUGCAAGUGUUGAGGAGUCUAAGAAACGCCCUCUUGUAUUUGCUUAUUAUGUAACUGGGCAUGGCUUUGGACAUGCCACUCGAGUUGUUGAGGUCGCUAGAAAUCUCAUCCUAGCUGGGCAUGAUGUUCAUGUCGUCACUGGUGCACCUGCCUUUGUCUUUACAUCCGAGAUACAAUCUCCUCGACUUUUUCUUCGCAAGGUAUUGUUAGAUUGUGGAGCAGUUCAAGCUGAUGCGUUGACAGUGGAUCGUCUUGCCUCACUAGAGAAGUAUUCUGAGACUGCUGUUGUACCACGUGCAUCUAUUUUGGCAACAGAAGUGGAGUGGCUAAAAUCCAUCAAGGCAGAUUUUGUGGUAUCAGAUGUUGUUCCAGUUGCUUGCAGGGCGGCAGCUGAUGCUGGAAUUCCAUCUGUUUGUAUCACCAACUUCAGCUGGGACUUCAUCUAUGCAGAGUAUGUAAUGGCAGCUGGAAAUCAUCAUAGAUCAAUAGUGUGGCAGAUUGCAGAGGACUAUUCUCAUUGUGAAUUUCUUAUUCGACUGCCAGGAUACUGUCCAAUGCCUGCUUUUCGUGAUAUAAUUGAUGUGCCAUUGGUUGUAAGGAGAUUGCACAAGUCUCGUAAAGAGGUGCGGAAAGAACUUGGAAUUGGGGAGGAUGUGAAGGUUGUUAUCCUGAAUUUUGGUGGACAGCCUGCAGGUUGGAAGUUGAAGGAGGAAUACUUGCCAACUGGUUGGUUGUGUCUGGUUUGUGGUGCCUCUGAGAGCGAGAAGCUACCUCCAAAUUUUUUAAAGCUUGCAAAAGAUGCAUAUACCCCGGAUCUAAUGGCAGCAUCAGACUGCAUGCUAGGAAAAAUUGGAUAUGGUACCGUCAGUGAGGCCCUGGCGUACAAGUUACCAUUUGUAUUUGUCCGUAGAGACUAUUUUAAUGAAGAACCGUUUCUCAGAAAUAUGCUUGAGUACUAUCAAGGUGGUGUUGAGAUGAUCAGAAGGGAUUUGCUUACUGGACAUUGGAGACCUUACCUGGAACGUGCAAUGACUCUGAAUCCAUGCUAUGAAGGAGGAAUUAAUGGUGGUGAAGUUGCAGCUCGCAUUUUACAGGAUACAGCUUAUGGUAAAAAUUACACGCUAGACAAGCUGAGUGGGCCAAGGAGACUGCGUGAUGCCAUAGUUCUUGGAUAUCAGUUGCAAAGAGUUCCCGGAAGAGAUCUCUGUAUUCCAGAUUGGUAUGCAAAUGCAGAAAGUGAACUUGGUCUUCGUACAGGAUCACCUACUGCUGUAACAGCUGAAAACAACUCUCUAGCAGACUCAUUUUCUCAAGACUUUGAGAUUCUCCAUGGAGACUUUCUUGGUCUGUCAGAUACCUUUAGUUUCUUGAAGAGCUUGGCAGGAUUGGAUGCAUUGGUUGAUUCCCCAACAAAAACAGGAAAGCACACCAUUAGGGAGCAGAAAGCUGCCGCUGGUCUCUUCAAUUGGGAGGAAGACAUUUUUGUUGCAAGAGCACCUGGAAGGCUAGAUGUCAUGGGUGGAAUUGCUGACUAUUCUGGAAGUCUUGUUUUACAGAUGCCAAUUAGAGAAGCCUGUCAUGUUGCUGUUCAAAAGAUUCACCCCAGCAAACAGAGGCUUUGGAAGCAUGCUCUGGCUCGGCAGCAGGACAAAGGACAAGGACCCACCCCUGUGCUUCAAAUUGUGUCAUAUGGUUCAGAACUGAGCAACCGUGGUCCAACAUUUGACAUGGACUUAUCCGACUUCCUGGAAGGGGAUGAACCCAUAACUUAUGAGAAAGCAAGGCAGUAUUUUGCCCGAGAUCCUUCCCAAAGAUGGGCUGCAUAUGUUGCUGGCACAGUUCUAGUUUUGAUGAAGGAGCUUGGCAUACGCUUUGAGAAUAGUAUCAGUUUGCUGGUCUCUUCUGCUGUCCCAGAAGGAAAGGGUGUGUCAUCCUCUGCAUCUGUGGAGGUUGCUAGCAUGUCUGCCAUUGCUGCUUCUCAUGGGUUGAAUAUUAUCCCAAGGGAGCUUGCAUUAUUGUGCCAAAAGGUAGAAAAUCAUGUAGUUGGAGCGCCAUGUGGUGUAAUGGAUCAGAUGACUUCUGCAUGUGGUGAAGCCAACAAACUUCUAGCAAUGAUUUGUCAGCCUGCAGAGGUGUUAGGUCUAGUGGAUAUCCCUGGUCAUAUAAGAGUAUGGGGGAUUGAUUCAGGAAUAAGGCACAGUGUUGGAGGUGCAGAUUAUGGAUCUGUGAGGAUUGGUGCCUUUAUGGGCCGAGAGAUUGUCAAGUCUAUUGCGUCAACACUAUUGUCACAGUCCUUGUCAACCAAUGGCAGAUACCCUGAUGAUUCAGAGGAAGGUGGUGUCGAAUUACUAGAAGCUGAAGCUUCAUUAGAUUACUUAUGCAACCUUUCACCGCACAGAUACGAGGCUAUGUAUGCCAAGAUGCUUCCUGAUUCUUUAAUUGGUGAGUCAUUUGUUGGAAAGUACUCUGACCACUGUGAUCCGGUAACGACAAUUGACAAAACACGUAAUUAUGGGGUCAGAGCAGCUGCCAGACACCCUAUUUACGAGAACUUCCGUGUGAAGGCCUUUAAAGCGCUGCUAACAUCUGCGACUUCAGAUGAUCAACUGACUGCUCUUGGAGAACUAUUGUAUCAGUGCCACUACAGUUACAGUGAUUGUGGACUAGGUUCGGAUGGAACAAAUAGGCUCGUCCAACUAGUUCAAGAAAUGCAGCACAGUAAAGCAUCAAAAUCUGGAGAAGGGACAUUGUAUGGUGCAAAAAUUACAGGCGGAGGAUCUGGUGGAACUGUGUGUGUAAUUGGCAGGAAUUCGCUUAAGAGCAGUGAACAAAUUCUCGAGAUACAACGCAGAUAUAAAGCUGCAACAGGAUAUUUGCCUAUUCUUUUUGAAGGCUCAUCUCCUGGCGCUGGAAGGUUCGGCUAUCUAAAAAUUCGUCGUCGCAACCCUCCCAAGCAGAAUUAAAUUCUGCAAAUUAG
This is a messenger RNA of Solanum verrucosum, 3116 nucleotides long. RefSeq names its product L-arabinokinase-like. Gene Ontology annotation, molecular function: ATP binding. The transcript is spliced from 29 exons. Lineage: Eukaryota; Viridiplantae; Streptophyta; Magnoliopsida; Solanales; Solanaceae. The coding region runs from base 133 to 3102 and encodes 989 amino acids. The record is from RefSeq and is a predicted model, not a curated record.